CGCAAAGGGUGGACACACGCGAGGAUAUAUCCACAAUGGCCACUCUCGCAGCUGCCUCACGGUGCACUGAAUGUCUGUCAGCGAACAUUAAAUACUUCUUUCCACCCUGACACGCCCCACGAUGGUCUUCGGCAGUCGAUAUCUGGCUUUGGCGCUUUCCCUCACACCUCUGGCCCGUUGUCUGCCCUUGAAUGGCGCUCCGAGCCCUCGAAACCUAGUACAACGCACCAGAUCCUACGCCGUCGUCAAUGUGGAUGGCGGGUCUACGGCCCUUGCGGAGGUAACCACCACGGCACUACUCCAUCCUACCAGCACCACGUCAACACCAGCUUCGACUACCAAGGCCUCUUCAACCUCCAUCCCAACACCAGCUGAGGAACGGCCACCGCCAAGUCCGGUAACAAAAACAUCCAAUAUUGUCACCGUCAUUGUCACCGAAACAGCCCAGCCGACGGAAUUCUACGACGACGGAAUGUGGCAUACGCGUUAUCCUGUCAAAUACUUUGGAGAUGCUGUUCCUGCUCUUACUUCCUCUUCCACUUCGAGGAAAGGGGCUGGCGUCCCCGGCCCAGUGGUGACGCCUCCACUGGUUCACUUCAACAACCAGACUGUCAGCACCACCACGAUCGGAGGAACCACAUACGUAGGGAAAGAGUAGUGUUCUCUGGCCUGCCCAAAUCGAAAGAUCAAUGACACGACUUUCACGGAGGGUAUCUAACGGAGCACGAAUUAUGAAUGGACGGCAGGGCAACCGCAUUAUUGGAUUACAUGGGCUUGGAAAUACGAUGCAUUGGGAAGGCGCUAUUAUUCUCUCCGUUCUUCGUCUUUUAUUUUUUUUCCUUUGCUACAUACGACUUUAGCUAGAGACUUGUAGUUGGUCAGUUCUAAUUGAGACUUGCUCCAUCUACCCUGACCCGGGGCUGGCAUCUUUUAUGCUCG
Westerdykella ornata is the source of this 939-nucleotide messenger RNA. RefSeq lists its product as uncharacterized. The coding region runs from base 122 to 658 and encodes 178 amino acids. The record is from RefSeq and is a predicted model, not a curated record. The transcript has a single exon. Lineage: Eukaryota; Fungi; Ascomycota; Dothideomycetes; Pleosporales; Sporormiaceae.